AUUUUCUUAGCCAGUCUACCGACUCUCCGCUGAUCGCUGGGUCUCCGAGAUUGCGGACCGAGCGACACCGCGAAAAUCGGAACCAUCUGCAGAUUUUCCACUUGGUUCUUGCAUUCUCAACGUUGCAGUGCAACACUCGGACCAUACGUCCGGUUUAAUUGUUCACGUUUGGGCGAGUUUUAUAGGCUAUUUUUUCGCGGGAUAUUCGGUGCCUCGAAGGAUCAACAGUGAGGCAGCUGAGUCGCAUUUUAGGUAGCAAUUGAUAAAUUAGCGCCUGUAACACAAUGAUCGCCAUGCUUCCCUCUUUGAGUGUCUGUCUUCUGGUCAUCAAUUUCUGUUUAACCGAUGCUACCUUACCCAGUUACAUCAAACCGUGUAAAAGGACUGAUGCCGGCCUCAAUGAAUGCGUCCAAAGAACUUUCGAAGACUUACGACCCCACCUAAAAAAAGGGAUCCCGGAGCUGAACGUGCCGCCGAUCGACCCCCUGUUUUUGCCGGAAAUUGUUGUGGCCGGCAGCGUGGAAAAGGGUCGCGGACAGCCUUUGAGAGCCGUCGCCACGAACGUCAAAGUCCUCGGCGCCGGCGACUACAAAGUCCAAAAAUUAGUGGUGGAUCUCAAGAAAACAAUUUAUUAUGUAAAUAUGACCUUCCCCUUUUUGAAAAUCGAGGCGAAUUACGACAUGGAUGCCAAAAUCCUCAACAUUCCCUUGAAAGGCAGAGGGCCUUUGAAAGCAAAUGCAACAAAUGUUCGAGCUAACAUUGUGCUUCAUGGCGCAAAAGUAAAAAUUGAGGGAACAACCCAUAUCCAGUUCCACUCUAUGGAAACAGACUUGCGCAUAGGAGACUACAAAAUAAGGCUCUUUAACUUAUUCAAUGGAGAUCCUACGCUCAACAAUGCAAUCAACGCAGCUAUCAACGAAAACAAACAAGAGUUCAUGAAAACAUUGAAACCACUCGCUGAAGAUACCGUUGCGAAGUAUAUUCUUGAAAACCUGAAUAAGAUCUUCAGUAAAUUCACCUUUGAAGAGUUUUUCCCCAAAUAAUUUUACCAGUGAUGUCAUUUUUUAAACCUUAGGGUUUAGUAGUUACCACCAAUACUCUCUUAAGAAAAAUGGACUACCUCACGACGAUGAAAAAAUUCGUCAAACAACUUAGUUCUUAUGGUGAUCAAAUGUAUCGCAAAUAUUGAGUCGAAACCACAAGAACAGCUUAAAAAUUUCAUGGUUUAACUCGCGCUAAACUGCAUCGAAGACCUGAGACUGAAAUUUUGUUGCAAGAUGAACUUUUCGAUAUUGUGAUACUUGCCCAUGCACAUGGCUCGAUUAAAAGGUCACUUGAAUGACUUAAGAGCUUUUUGGAAAGGAAAUUAGAAAAGAAGAAAAAUCAAUUUACAGAAUUCUCAGGUUACCUUCUUAAUCAUAAGACAAGGUGUAUGCAUAAAAAAAGAAAAUCAUGUACACAGCUAGUUGAGUCGCCUUCAAUUAAAGUAGACGCAAUGCCACAUACCUCAACGUAUUUAACGCGUUCUUUUACCAGUCAUUAUAAGAUUUUAACGUAAGGAAGACGUCCUUUGACAAAGAUUUAGUGUAUUCAAAGAACCGCUAGUGCGGCCUAGUAUUAAACAAGGGGUUGUGAUUUUUUCUUCUUUUUUGCACACACCCAACAUUAUUUUUUUUUUAAAUUUCCCAUCAGACUAGAAAUUAGAUCGUUCUUGUUAUGUUAAAAAGACGUAAAGAUAAACGUUAGAUCAUAUGAUUGCUGGACGAUAAUUUUUUUUCAUUAUUUUACGGGUGAUAUUAGAAAUGAACAGAAAUGAAUUAGAAAUAUGCAUAAUUGUUUUAAGAAAAAAAAAAGGAAAGAAAAAUUAUUCUUAAACGCCUAGCUGAAAGUUUUCAGACCUUAAAACACUUCCAGUAAUAGAUAAAUGAAAAAUUGCUGUAUUUAAAUAAUUUUCGCUGUAAAGUAAAAAAUGGUCACGUAUAUAAAAUGAUUAUCAGUCUAAUUUGGAUGAAAAAGUGGCUGAGCUUUUCUUUUUCCUAUGAGGUGUGAAAUUGAGAUUUUUUUAGAUACUUUUCUGUCUUUUUGCGUGUGUCUUGCAAACGUUCCUGAAAUAAACACGGACAUUACGUUGUGCCACUUGACAUAUGAGAUGUGAUUGUGAUUGUAUGAUCUUCAACUCUGUCGUUUUUUAACUAGGUUCAUAAAACUGUUUUUUACCCAAUA
Molecule: messenger RNA, 2223 nt
Organism: Bemisia tabaci
Lineage: Eukaryota; Metazoa; Arthropoda; Insecta; Hemiptera; Aleyrodidae
Product: protein takeout
Biological process (GO): multicellular organismal reproductive process
Source: RefSeq, a predicted model, not a curated record